AUGUCGCUCACUCCACCCCUGUCGCCCCUGUCCACCCCACGGCUCGUCCUUUGCGCCGACGGCGGGGGAUCCAAAGUAUGCGUCGUGAUACGCAGCUCGGACGGCUUGGAGGUCAGGGGUAUCGCGGGGCCUUGCAAUGUCCAAUCUGUAGGCCACGGCCCCGCCAUCCAAACCAUCCUACUCGCCAUCUACCUCCGCUCCAUUCCCACUCCCUUCUCCUCCCGCCCGGGCUCGCCCAAACUCGGCGCCAUGCCCUUCCUCAACAUCCCCCUUUUCCAGUACGUCUGGCUCGGCCUCGCUGGUAUCAACAGCCCCAGUGAUAUCGAGGCAUUCACUCCGACGGUCCUCAAGGGACUGAAUAUCAUCGAGGAGAGGGUCAAGAUUACAAAUGGUAAGCAAGUCCAAGACAUCGCUAAUGUAGAUGUGAACCUGCUCGCUGCACCUGCGCUCCAGCUGCAAGGCAUCAAACACGUCGCUGCUGUGGUGUGCGGGACAGGCACCGUCGGACGCACCAUCGAGGUCGACACCUCUUGUCCCACAGAAGGCGCAGUCCGCCAACUCCCACUGACCGAUGUGGGCGUAAGCCGAGGCUGGGGAUGGCUUCUCUGCGACGAAGGAUCUGCAUUCUGGAUUGGCCGCCUCGCCAUCCGCUCCCUCCUCUUCCACUUUGACCGCUGUACCCGCUCCUCCAUCUACGCCUCCCCGCCCGAACCCCUCUCCCCCUUCCACCGCGACCUCCUUGCCUACUUUGGCGUCACCGACCCUAUGGAGCUCAUCGGGAUCGUCUCGCUCAUCGGCCCAUCCGCAGAAGACAUGUCUAUCGGCGAGGGCACGGCAAAGCGGAACGCCUACAUGGCCGGCGCGGCGCGUACAGUCCUGCGAUGGGCGUUUCCAGUUGACGCAUCUCCUCCCUCCCCUCCUGCGUCGGAGCGAUCCGACGAGAUGGACUCGAGCGACGCGUCGCAGAUGGAAGCGAUGAAGCUGGUCAGAAAGGCGAUUCAGCCCAUGGUGGAGAUGACGAUCGAUCUCCUCGGGGACGGGAGUGUCGUCAGGCCCGAGACGACCGUGCUGGCCCUUGGAGGAGGGCUGUGGCAGUCCAAGGGGUACAGAGGGCUGUUCCAGGAGGGAUUGAAGAAGGAGGGGGUGGAGUUUGCAAAGGUACUGCUGGUAGACGAUGCUGCUGGGGUGGGAGCGCAGGGGUUGGCUAGUGUGGAGUUCGGGGCGUGA
Molecule: messenger RNA, 1227 nt
Organism: Dioszegia hungarica
Lineage: Eukaryota; Fungi; Basidiomycota; Tremellomycetes; Tremellales; Bulleribasidiaceae
Exons: 4
Coding region: 1-1227 (408 amino acids)
Source: RefSeq, a predicted model, not a curated record